AAGGAGAUAAAUACGCUUAAAGAGUUAUCGUCCCUAAAAAUUAAUCUUCUGUGCAGUGGAAACAAAAAUUCUCAUGUCAAAGAUGGCGGGAAGAAAAGUUUGUUGACACGAAAAUCGUAUUCCGGGGGCAGGUAAAAGCCUAACAAAAAAAGCGUCAUGGCUGCCCAGCCUGGUACAAUAAAACGCCUUGAUGAAGUGGUGGUCAACCGCAUUGCUGCCGGAGAAGUCAUCCAGCGGCCGGCCAACGCCCUCAAGGAAAUGAUAGAAAACAGUUUGGAUGCCAAGUCCUCUAACAUUCAGGUCACUGUCAAACAAGGUGGCCUGAAACUGCUACAGAUUCAGGAUAACGGCACAGGGAUCAGGAAAGAAGAUAUGGACAUUGUUUGUGAAAGAUUUACCACUAGUAAACUGCAGAAGUUUGAGGACUUGAACUCUAUCGCUACAUAUGGAUUUCGAGGCGAAGCAUUGGCCAGUAUUAGUCAUGUGGCACAUGUCACCAUAACAACCAAAACGACUGAUUCAAAAUGUGCUUUCAAAGGAAGUUAUGUGGAUGGUAAACUGAAAGAGCCAGUAAAACCAUGUGCAGGGAAUGUUGGGACUCAAAUUACAGUAGAGGAUUUGUUUUACAACAUCUCAACCAGAAGGAAAGCAUUUAAAAGUCCCUCAGAGGAACACUCCAAAAUAGCAGAGGUCGUCAGCAGGUAUGCUGUUCAUAAUUGCAAUGUUGGAUUCACUUUGAAAAAGCAAGGGGAGAACACUGCGGAUGUCCGGACACCAGCCAAAUCAAGUCAUGUAGACAACAUCAGAACUAUCUAUGGACCCAGCAUUGCCAAGGAGUUGUUGGAGGUUGAGCAUGAAGAUAAGAAGUUAUCCUUCAGUUGCCAUGGCUACGUAACCAAUGCCAAUUAUUCCAUGAAAAAAUGCAUCUUCCUCUUGUUCAUAAACCAUCGAUUGGUCGACUCGUCUUCACUUCGGAAAGCCUUAGACUCUGUUUACCAAGCCUAUCUCCCCAAAAAUAUGCAUCCUUUUAUCUAUCUCAGUAUAGAGAUAGCGCCACAGAAUAUAGAUGUGAAUGUGCAUCCUACAAAACAUGAGGUUCAUUUCCUCCAUGAGGACGCCAUUAUUUCCAGCAUCCAAGCCGCCAUUGAGACCAAACUACUGGGAGCCAACUCAAGUCGCACCUACUACACUCAGGCUCUCCUUCCUGGUGCACCAGUGUCUCUGGACAGUAAAGAGGAGGAUCCAAGCUCUUCCAAAUCUAGUGGUACAGGAGCUGAGAAGACGUAUGCUCAUCACAUGGUCAGAACAGACAGUAGAGAACAGAAGCUGGACGCCUUUGUGAAACCGGUCCCAUCCAGUUCCUCCGCAGACAGAACAAUUCAGCCAAUCAGGUCUGACUCUGCCCAACCAAUGGAAACAUCGACCAGUGACCAAACGAUGCAGAUGCCCAGCUGUGGAGUCCAACAGAAGAAGAGGCCUGUGAAGCUCACCAGUAUUUUGUCUCUUCAAGAGGAAGUCCAAGAAAGCAUGCAUAAAAAUUUAAGGGAAAUGUUCCAGUUUCACAAGUUUGUGGGGUGUGUGAACAAAGAGUUCUCCUUAAUGCAACAUCAGACAAAGCUCUACCUAGUCAACACAACUAAACUAAGCCGUGAGCUGUUUUAUCAGCUGAUGAUCUUUGACUUUGGAAAUUACGGAAUACUACGCCUGUCAGAGCCGGCCCCUAUAUAUGACCUUGCCCUGCUUGCCCUUGACCUUGAGGAGAGUGGAUGGGCCGAGGCUGACGGACCUAAGACUGACCUGGCCCAGUACAUUGUGGACUUCCUGAAGUCAAAGGCAGAGAUGCUGUCUGACUAUUUCUCCAUGGAGUUAGAUGAGGAUGGUAAUCUAUGUACUUUGCCACUUUUGCUGGAUCACUACAUCCCCAACAUGGAGGGACUGCCUAUGUUUGUACUUAGACUGGCUACGGAGGUUAACUGGGACAAAGAGAAGGAAUGUUUCCACACUUUUUGUAAGGAGACCAGUGAAUUUUACUGUUUCAAACCCAGUAUGUUUCAGGACCUCCAAAGUGAGACAGAGGGUUCAAAGGAUGGAGAGGUUUCUGAAGAGAAAACCUGGAAGUGGACAGUUGAACACACGCUGUUCAGUGCUUUCCGGAACUUUCUUUUCCCACCCAAGACAUUUGCUGAAGAUUCGAGUAUUUUACAAAUUGCCAAUUUACCAGAUCUAUAUAAAGUGUUUGAAAGAUGUUGAAAAUAAAAAAAACGAAAACCAAU
Molecule: messenger RNA, 2273 nt
Organism: Magallana angulata
Lineage: Eukaryota; Metazoa; Mollusca; Bivalvia; Ostreida; Ostreidae
Product: DNA mismatch repair protein Mlh1-like
Exons: 20
Coding region: 157-2250 (697 amino acids)
Biological process (GO): mismatch repair
Cellular component (GO): MutLalpha complex
Molecular function (GO): ATP binding; mismatched DNA binding; ATP hydrolysis activity
Source: RefSeq, a predicted model, not a curated record